This is a messenger RNA of Daldinia childiae, 519 nucleotides long. RefSeq lists its product as uncharacterized. Lineage: Eukaryota; Fungi; Ascomycota; Sordariomycetes; Xylariales; Hypoxylaceae. The record is from RefSeq and is a predicted model, not a curated record. The coding region runs from base 1 to 519 and encodes 172 amino acids. The transcript is spliced from 2 exons.
AUGCAGCUCACCGCCGCCUCCCUUUUUCUUGCCAGCCUCCUCGCCAGCAACGCUGCCGCAGUGCCCUUAACAACACGUCAAGCAUCAUCCGUUGAGGGUCAGGCAUGCACCGACGGUAGAUUUGACGGCACAUGCCGAGCCGAUGGCCGUUGCGGAUUGAAUCUUCCCCCGAACGAGCUAUCCUUCCAGUUCGUUUCUGGACAAUGUGGUGUAGCCGACAGCACCGGGGGAGCGUUUGAUGACUUUUUCGGCCGUAAGAACAAUGGCGUCGACGAUGACGCUGCUACCGACGACGGUACUGAUGACGGCAUUGAUGACGACAGUGUCGCGGGUGACAGCGAUGACGGCCUCGACAGCGAUACCGACGAUGAAGACAACGGUAACCAGGCCUCAGUCGAAGGUCAAGCGUGUACCGACGGACAAUUUGAUGGUUUCUGCCGAGCCGACGGUCGUUGCGGACUACAGCUCCCCCCUAACGAGCUGUCCUUCCAGUUCGUAUCCGGACAAUGCGGCAAGUAA